This is a messenger RNA of Chara braunii, 9339 nucleotides long. Lineage: Eukaryota; Viridiplantae; Streptophyta; Charophyceae; Charales; Characeae. The record is from the annotation of a GenBank genome assembly.
CGGUGAGAAGCUGGUCGACACGUGGGUGCCGAUUGGAAAGGUCGCGGUGAAAAUACCAAGCCAACGACUGCCACCUCAGCUGCCGCAUGCUCGUCUUGCAACGCCAACCCCUGUACCCACAGGUCGGAAUGCUGGCUCCGUAUUACUCCUUGUGAUCGGUGGAUUUCCAGCAGCUCUCUGUAGACGCAAACUCGGCUAUAAGGUCCUACGGGAUAUCCGUUAAAAGGGUUGGAACGAUGCAGAGGAUGAUCCCUGUGCAGGGAUGACACGCAUGAAUCAAGAAAUGGUCCAAAAUCGGUGAAGUGCCAGGGCUAGUACGUAAUAAAGCACUGAGCUCAACUCUGUUCCAAGAGCUGCAUUCUUUUUUUUUGUCUGUUUUUUGCGGUAGCUGCAUUGUCUUCUCACCAUCCAUCUCUAACGAGUAUAUCAAUCUGGUCGUCAGGGUCAUACAGAGAAUGACUCUGGAGUCUGGAGUCUUUUUCUUCUGCUAAAGGCUGACUAGCUAUGCAUGCUCUCAUUCUGUAGAUUAGUAGACCAAAAAAAAAACAAAAAAAAGAGUCUGUAGACGAGAUACGCACGACUCCUGUCAGUCGUUUGUUUAGGUUGGUGAUUGAGAUUACAACCACGAACGUACAUUCGAAUAACCGGUCCUGCUGUCAUGACUGAGGGCUGUCAUGGGCUUGAACCUCCCUCUUUCAACACACGUGCAAAAUCUUGAUGACAUCAGCAGAGUGCGAAACCAAAGCCGAAGCUGGUCGGAGAUUGUAGAGAGUGUUUCAAAAGUAGAAAGUGCUGUUCUCAUCGAAGUAGGCGCUUAGUUCGUAAUCAAUCAAUGAUGAUUGGGGUCAUUAAUAAGCUCCACAGGUCACCGGACGACCUUCUCGUCUUAGCGCAGCCACGUGGCUGUAUUUGCGGUCCGAUUCAUCAGCGGAUGUCUUUCUUUAACGAGUAUGUGUGAAGCUGCCUUGAUCUCUUAAUUGCUAUUGCGAUGUAGAGGAAAGAGGGCAGACAAAUUGCAGCAGGAGCACAUGGCCAGGGUGUAGGUGUAGGAAACUGGUCCUGUCCUUAGUCGUUUGUUCGGCGGCGAUUCAACGAUCGCCCCUGGUCAAGGUUUGGCGGGAAGGUGGGUGCGCUCACGAGUGCGUGCCACGUAAGCGUGUACCAAUCAGCGUACGCAAACGACCACAGCAAUCUCGACUUACGUCCUCGUAUCCGUUGAUUCUGUGUGGUGGGAACAAGACCUAGUCGACGCAUCGGGGGAAAAGGCAAUUGCCUGUUGCGAAAGAUAGCGCGCGUCAUUCUGGAGACUUCUCUCUCUCUCUCUCUCUCUCUCUCUCUCUCUCUCUCUCUCUCUCUCUCUCUCUCUCUCNCUCUCUCUCUCUCUCUCUCUCUCUCUCUCUCUCUCUCUCUCUCUCUCUCUCCCUCUCUCUCUCUCUCGGGAUGAUCAAUCUGUUUGCACGUCGUACUGUCCGUCCCAUUGCAUCCGGAUUGUGUCGGGAUUGCAUCGGGAUUGUGUCAGAUCAGAUUGCGAUACAGCCAAGGGACAUAGUUAUUGGUGUAAUCAGCUCGCAGGGGCUGUUGUUUCAGGCUUUCAGGGCCGUCAUUUCGUGACUGAGUUCGAAGCAUACGGCUAUGGCUAUGGGGCGCUCAGUAAGGAGAGGAAGAGGGGGAGAGGGAGAAAGGGAAGGCGGCUCAGGUAGUUGGAGAUGGGUGGCGACCGUUCGAUUUUGCAGCUGCCGAUCUUUGUCGAGAAGUUUGUCGUCAUCAAUCCGGCUUCAAGCUCUCCUGUUGCUGGCUAUGGUAGCUGUGAGUGCUGCUGGAAAAGACUAUUACAAGAUUUUGGGAGUUCCGAGGGAUGCUAACGCAAGGGAUAUCAAAAAGGCAUUCCACAAGUUAUCUUUGAAGUAUCAUCCAGACAAAAACCAGUCAAAGUCAGCAAAGGCAAAGUUUAUGGAAAUCAGUCAAGCAUAUGAUGUUCUGUCAGACGAGAGGAAGAAACAGGUUUAUGACUCUUAUGGUGAGGAGGGAGUGAGAAAUCAGGAAGCAGGUGGGAAUGGUGCACACCCGGGUGGAGGAGGCUUUGGCGGGUUUCCCGGUGGACAGUCUGGUUUCAGUUGGGGCAGCGGAGGGAAUACAGGAUGGAAUGGAGGAAGUCAGCAGCAGCACACGUACACAUUCCAGAGCGGUGACGGAUCAUCUGGUUGGUCUUCAUUCAGUGGAGGUUUUCCGUUCGGCUCCUUCUUUGAAACUGGCAGGGAAAAGACUAGCGAGGGAGGGGGUGGCUCAAGUUUCUUUGGCAACCUCUUUGGGGGUGGAGGAGCUGGCAAAACGGAGAAGGACAAAAGUCAGGAUUGUCCAGGAGGUGAUUGUUUCCGGUUGAGAGGAAUUAAAAACUUGGAGAUUCUGAAGGAAGACACUUUUGGAGAUGUAGUGUUACAGCAGGAAAGGGUAGUCUGGUUGGUCUUCUUUUACUUCCCAAAAGCUUCUACCUUGUUACGGCGAUCGGCAAUGGAAGAGCUUGUGAAUGAUCUGCAAGGAAUGGUGAGAGUGGGAGUUCUAAGUUGCAAUUCUUCACCAAAACUGUGUGAUAAGUAUGAUGUAGUCUACCGGGCAGCAAUGGUAUUUCCUCAUGGAGCGAAGUCAAAGCCGAUUGCUUACGAGGGUGAGCUUUCACAUGUGGCCCUCAGGAAGUUUGCACUUGCUCAACUGCCAAAUUUUUCGCUACUUCUGGACAAAGAAAACCAUGAUCGCCGGCUUGGUCAGACUCCUGGAUUGGCUAAGGCUAUUCUUUUCACCAGUAAGUCUUCAACUCCUGCAAUCUGGCGGGCCCUAAGUGGUCAAUUCCGGGACCGUUUGGCGCUCUUUGAAGUGCGGGUCGGCGAUGCUCUGGCAGCUAAUCCAAUUGCAGUCAAGUACAGCAUCAAGUCGGCACCAUCUGUCGUUGGAGUUCUUCCGAAUGGGGAGGUGGUGCCAUUUGUCGGCGAGCCUGCAGUUCUACCAUUGGCCUCUUGGAUGGCCAAGCUGGAGUCCAAAGCAAUGAAAAUGAAAGGGUCCUUCAACCAGCAAACGGACACUGGCGGUGGGGAGAUUCCGUUCCUCUCCAAGGGAAACAUGGAUCACAUUUGCAAGCUCGACUCGCCUUUGUGCAUUAUUGGUGUCGUGCCCUCACAGAGGAAGGCUAAGGCAAUGAAAGAUAUGUUGCAGCAGUGCCCCAUCAGCAGCGCCACGUCACAGUGCCAGAUCAGCAGUGCCAUGUCAGCAGUGCCAUGUCACAGUGCCAGGUCACAGUGCCACGUCACAGUGCCAGAUCAGCAGUGCCAGAUCAGCAGUGCCACAUCAGCAGUGCCAGGUCACAGUGCCACGUCAGACACAGUACCACGUAAGCAGUGCCACAUUAGCAGUGCCACGUCAGACACAGUGCCACGUAAGGAGUGCCACAUCAGCAGUGCCACGUCAGACAUAGUGCCAAGUAAGCAGUGCCACAUCAGCAGUGCCACAUCAGCAGUGCCACAUCAGCAGUGCCACAUCAGCAGUGCCACAUCAGCAGUGCCACGUCAGACACAGUGCCAAGUCCGCCGCAUGGUGCAGAGCCACGAGGACGCAACUCGGGCACUCAAUGCUCGAUUGCUGGACCUGGAACAGGCUGUACCAGGACCAGCUGCUCGGGCUUCCAGCAAUGCACCCUCUAGCCGCCAACUGGAGGACCGCGUUGACCACGUAGUGGCAAUGCUCGGCGACAUCAGCACUUUCGCUGCGCCGACCACCACCAUCAGCAGUCAACUGCAUACAUUGAAGACCGAGGUCCAGCAGCUGCAGACGACGAACGCAAAUGGCAAUCCGAGGAUGUAUAAGAUGCUAACGUUCACUCUGGAGAGGUUCGACGACUACACGCAGCAGGAUCCGGUCCUCUGGUGGGAAGCAUUCACAACGCAACUCAGGAUUCUGCCCGUAGACAAGCAUGCGUACAUCGGCGCCCUAUUACUGAACUCGAAGGGCGGAUGCCAGACCUGGUUGACCCACCUGGCAACCUCCUACGGCGUCAACGUACCAGACUUGAAGGACGUAAUCACAUGGGAGGAACUGACACGAUUGUGGAAGAAGCGGUUCAUCGUCGACGAUGCGCCAGCACUCGCCAUCAACCGUUUGUUCACCAUGUCACAGGGCAACACAGCAACACGGGACUGGCUCGCGGAGUGGCAAAAGAUUGUGGCUGUGCCCAAUCUGAACUUACCAUUCGAGCAUCUACGUCUCCAGCAGGACAGUGGAGAUAACCCAGGAGCCACUCCAGCAUCAAGUGACGGAGAUCAGGUGGCUGCUGUCCAGCCGCGAAGCACCUAUAAGUCCCGCAACAAUAGGAAGGCGAAAUCUGCAUCGCAGGCCGGAAAUGGACAGCCAGGACAGUUUCCAUGGGUCAAGUUUGGCUUGACCGAGGCGGAGUACAAGGAUUAUGCUGUCCACUUGGUUCCACCGCUGGACCAACCGCUCCACGUGCAACAGUCCACCGCAUGCACGGUUUCAUCACCAUCGACAACCGAUUUGGCAACUUCACCGCAAUCUAUCGUCGGGGAUUCGAUGUCAUGGUCAAGACUUGAAGAGCUCGACCCAUUGACGUUCACGGACUUCCAGUGGAUGCCGGUUCCGUGGACCGGACGAUUGCCGAAACCGCAUUGCAACGUGCUUAUGGCACAAUUGCGGGACUACUUGCACACUGCAGUACCAGCUCCGUUGAUGGACGCCGGAGCAGAGGUUGUUAACCUUCUCGCGUACAUUGCGAAGAUCGACCGCGAGUUCAAGACGCAACGGUACGACGGCAUCGACGCACCAUUGCUAUACGUACGCAUUGAGAUCGGAGAGGCGACCUGCAGUGCCUUGAUCGAUUGCGGAGCAACUCGCAACUACAUCAGCCAGGACUUCAUGGUACGCGCCGACCUUGGCCCACGUGUCCGGAGGAAGUCCCAGCCUACGCAAGUCACGUUGGCAGACGGUCAUACACACAAGUCAAUCGACCGGUGCAUUGAUGCCGUCCCCGUGUGCUUUGCCCCUCACGCAAGUGAGGCGGUGUCCUUUGAUAUUCCGGACACCAAAUUUGACAUGAUUUUGGGCAUGUCAUGGCUGCGAAGCGAGGAUCACCCGGUGAACUUCUUCAAACGCACUGUUCACAUUCGUGAUCGGAACGGAGUAUUAGUUCCAUGCACGGUGCCCCUUCCUCAUCCUUCGAUCAGCUGCCACGUGGUAUCCGCCGCAAGUAUGCGAGCUUCCAUCAUCAGAGACGACAUCGAGGAGAUGGGGGUGUGUUUUCUCCACGCCCUCCCAUCCCAUGACGCUUCAUCGACGGACUCACCUUCGGAUCCACGCAUCACCGAGCUUCUCGACGCCUAUAGCGACGUGUUCGAAGGCCCGCACGGAGUAACGAUCAGGAACGCCGACCCUCUCCCACGCAUCGAUGAUCUUCUCGAGCGCUUGGGCGGCGCCCAGUUCUUCUCCAAGCUGGAUCUCAAGUCAGGGUACCACCAACUCGAGAUUCGCAAGGAGGACCGCUACAAGACCGCGUUUAAGACACGAUAUGGGCAUUUCGAAUGGCUGGUCAUGCCGUUUGGCCUUACGAAUGCCCCGACCACUUUCCAAGCGGCUAUGACAACGGAGUUCCGACACAUGCUGGAUCGUUACGUACUUAUCUACCUCGACGACAUCCUGGUGUACACCCGGAGUUUGGAGGAGCAUGUGGAGCACCUGCACACCGUUUUGGAGCGGCUACGACAGGCCGAGUACAAAGCCAACCGCGACAAGUGUGAAUUCGCGCGGCAGGAGCUGGAGUACUUGGGCCAUUAUGUGACGCCGCAAGGCAUCCGUCCGCUCGCGCACAAGAUCGAGGCCCUACGAGUAUGGCCCGAGCCCACCAACACCACGGACGUUCGUUCAUUCAUGGGGUUGGAGGGCUACUAUCAGCGAUUCAUCACCGGAUACUCCAGGAUUGCUUCUCCUAUGACGAGGUUACAGUCGCCAAAGGUGCCAUUCGUAUUCGAUGACGACCCACGUCGGUCAUUCCAAGCACUUAAUACGGCCAUGCUCAUGGCACCCGUCCUCAGCAUCUAUGACCCCACCUUGCCGAAGAGAGUGACUACGGACGCUUCCGGCUAUGGCAUUGGGGCAGUCUUGGAACAGCACGACGGCGACGACUGGCACCCUGUGGAGUAUUUCAGCCACAAAGUCUCGCAGAAAUCUUUUGUCAGAGCAAGCCGCUAUGCGACUCAGAAGUCCCCGAUAUCGUACGCGCUUUUGGACACAAGCACACAGCCAUCAUUUUUGUCGUCGUUUCCCGGGGUGAAAAUGCCACAUUCGUCUGGAAAUGGCCUGUUGCUGGCAUACAAGCCUCGGAGAGGAAACUUUGCGGCAUGUCAAGGACCACUCACCCUUGAGAAGGUGGAGGGAUUCAUCAACGAUGUCCUCGGUGGUGAUGCGAAGCUAACGAAGAUUCAACAGGAGCUGGUCAUCACAUGACAGAGAGUGCGGGUGAGUGUGAAACAUGAAUGAUUGUCAAUGAGUCAGUUUGGUGAAACAAGUGGCUUUCAAGACUUGCCCGCGGGAGUGACGAGUGGACUUGUCGUAUUUCGGACAGAAAUUCCACGAUCGAAAGAGGACUGUUUUGUUUAUGCUCCAACAGUUAUGGGGGAUGCAUCGGGAGGAAACUCUACAUGCCUGUUUUCCCCAUGACUUGUGAGUGAUCUUGCUGGCAGAUUGACCGAAAGUCAAAUGUGCUCUCGACGACUACGAUCCAGCAAAGGUCGUCAAUAACACCAUGAUCGCUUCAGAGCUUCGGUUCUGGGGCUCCAAGGGAACCCAUUGAAAGCACAAGUAGGUUGCACAACGUGUUUGGCACUGGCGAGUAGCUGGGUACCAUUUCUUCCUAGCUUCCCAUCGCUCGUUUAGGUGGAGUGUUCCAGAUGCCAAAGGUUGCUGCUGCACUCCUGGGCGUCCUGCUUUAAAUUUACUGUAGGACCAAUUGUAUCCAUUUUUCUUCCGCUCCUUUGUACUCAACAAUGUUAAUAAUUCAUGUCUAUAUCAUCCUCCCUUCUGUCUGGUGAAGCUGCUAGAAUGUCCAAAACCUUGGUGUCACAGCUUUUGGGGUGAUUCCUCCAUUGGCUGUGGGAAUUUCAGUGCCAUACCUUCACUUUGAGGCCACCUAAAAGUUCUUUUAGCUAAGGUUAAGAUGCGAAGGGAUGAAGGGUCAUCGUGACGAUCACUUUCGUCUUCCCCUUGUUGAUUGAGACCACCACCUUUUCUCACUUUUCAAUGGUUUGGAGCAGGUGGCUACAGAGCAUGCCCAUCUCCUUGAAGUAUGAAGUAUGAAGUCAAAGGUGGUGCUUGCGGUUGCCCUCCGUCCAUGUCCCUCUCGACGUUGACCGUUGAAAAGGUGAGGGAGGGUUAGAGGGGGUGUAUCCAGGAGAUUGAAACCUUCACCGCUUUUGAGGCUAUGACUCUAUGAGAAAGCAGCAGAGAAAGAGUGUGCGGAGAAUGGCUCAAAGCAUAGUGCAAUCACUGUAACGAUUGUAGCAAUUGCCGCGAAGAGUCGGGGGUAGAGAGGCAUGUCAAGACGGCGGCAUCAGAUAAAGAGAAAUCUGGGAUGGUGAUGUCAACAAAAGGGAAAAGGUGGGCAAGGUAUCGCAUGGCUGGUUGCCAGUUUCUUGAGAUGGAAUAGGAACACAUGCCAGUGCUGUACAGGAAUCUCCAGACUGGAUGCCAGUGAUCAUGCCAGUUCUGACGCAGGUCGAGGGCGGUCUGUGCGAUGUAAGUGUGGCUGCUUAUGACUCAGAAAGGAAUAUGUCUGUCUGCUGAAGAGCGGAAAAACAUAGAAUGGGAACGUGCAAGUAAGGUUGCGAUUGUAGAGGUUGCUGGCGGUGCUUCCAAUUACAGAGGAGAGAUACUGGCGAUGUAGUAUGUAGAUAUGCGGGGCACUUUUAGAAGGAAGCACGCCCGAAAAAGUUUUGAAGUCAUUUCAGUUAUAGAUCGUCUGGCAUGUGUGAGAGGUUAGCAUUCCUUUCCCGAAAAUGAACGGAAAGGGCAGUUGCUUUCAAGGUGCAUUAAGUGACCUCACACCUCAUGGGCGGUGGAACUGGGCAUGACGAUCCGGAAAGGAUUCAACCGCUCCCUGCGCUUUUGCUAUCACGACGAUGGUGACUGUCACAUCCUGCGCAAGCCUUAACAGAUUGUUGCAGUUACGUGUGACGGAAAACAUCAGUUGGUCAGCGUUACGAAGGAUGGGAUUUUCAGUUCUUACACAGAGGAAGAGAAGAUGCAGGGACAAGGUUGAAAAUUUGCCCCUUGAGAGGUGAUAGGAGGCUCAGGAUGAACUGCAAGCGAGAAGGUUAACUGCCUCAGGCCUCAAGCGAGAAGGUUAACUGCCUCAGGCUGCAGUCAGAUUGCACCUUUUUGGUCAGUAAAUGAACAAGGUGGAAACAAUUCAAUUCAAGUGCAAUGGAGUCAGAUUGCAGAAAGCGCACACACGGUAGUGAUGCUUGCGUUUGUGCGUCUAACAGCACAAUGAAGCGAGUCUGCCAGAUGCGCUUUUCUCUAACUUGAAAGAGGAGCGCCGCUGAGUGCAAGCAAAGCCUGUUUCUUUCUCAGGAGGAAAAUGGCAAAAGAAACAGCGACAGUAUAUUCUUUGGCGCUCCUCGUUGAUCCAAGGAAAAACAUCGGUGUGCCAUCUUCAGGUUGUCUUGAUACGCAUAUGAACCACAUUUGGGAAGGGACAGUUCAAAAUGAGGAAGCUGGUGGAGGUUAUAAUUGCACAGUUUGCGGGAACUCAGUUGAAGUCCUGAAGAAGAUGGACAAGUGUGUGUGAGAGGGUGGCUAAGAAAGCUAUUUCUUGAUGUUUUCUGUUCGGCGGUAGUACUAUGAAAUGGCUAAGGAUGUGGUCUUCUAAAAGUGAGCAGGACGAAGGAGGUAACUGCUUUGUGUUUUCGGCGUACAAGAGGACUUGUAGGUGAAACGACAUAUGGCUAUGAAGCAAACUGCCAUUGCGCAUCUUUGGUUUGAUGUACGAUGAAGAGGUGGCCUUCUGCAUCUCUUUCGUAUAAUACACAGGGAAUGGGAGUUUACACCCCAGUGUGCAGGGCUGCGAGGGUGCGCAGGUGAAUCAUCUCCAGGAGUGACAAACAAUGGGGUCAGAAGGAAGCUGACAUGCAUUUCACAAAGCUGAGGGUAGUAUUGAGCGGCCAGCAUCCCACUUGUUCACCUUUUUGUGGAAACGGUUGCCGCGGUUGGCGUAUCUAUGAUGGCGUUCCUAUGCAGCUUACCUGAUAGUUGUUCUGUCACUAAUUGUAAUCAAGUUCAUGUAACAGU